AGAAUGGUCGUUUGUCUUCUUCUUCGUCAUCCUCCUCUUCGUGGGCGACAAACCAAAAUCGGAGGAAGCUUGUCCGAGAUGGUUCGACGACGGCAAAGCCCUAGGUCACCUUAAUUUGUGAUUUAUUCGUCAAUUAAAUUGAGGUAGGGAUCAGGGGUUGGACGAGCAAUCUGGAGAACACUGAGGCGUGACACUGGUGCCACAAUUCACCCAUCAUCCUAUACUAGUCUGAUCUUUUUGCGCGCAAGCAAAUAAGUGUACUGUGUUUGUUUGUUUGUUCCAUGGAUGCAACAACGGAAAGUUGUGUAGGAAACGGAAGCAGUAAAUUGGGAAGGGAAGAGAUUCAAGACGCCAUUGCCAAAGCGGCGGAGCUGAGGGCCCUCCAUGCCGCUCUGGUGCAGAGCGGUGGCAGCCCAGCAAGUCUCAGAUUCUCUACCGCUUCAUCACCUCAUCCUCUCCCUCACUUCUCCGCACAGGAUUACCCGGUUUUCACUCCUAGUUAUGAUGAGGAGGGGCCAUUGCCAGGCUACAAACAUAUACAGCUAGAAAACAAUGUAAACUACGCUGAAACUUGCGACGAAUAUAGCGUUGGAGGAGGAAAAGGAACUGGAAGUGGAAACAAUUUGGUCCGUGGGCCCCCAAUUUUGUCGGAGUUACAAAACUUUAGAACAAAUAUGUUGGGCGCUAUUAAAAUUCUCAUCGAUACUCCGCCUUCUGCACCAAAUCUGGUCUCUACAGUAGUUGAGAAACACACUGAAGCACAUGGUCAAGCAUCUAAGGAGGAAUCAAACGUUGACUCACAAGUUGGAGAUGAAGUGGACAUCGGGCCUGAAACAAUAAACAGAGAUGACGGGAGGUCCAACGUUGUGGAAACAAAUGAAGGUCCUCUUGCAGCAAAUGUUGCUCAUGUCGACAAGCCUGAUUCUACUUUUCAUGAAUUUUAUACCUCAGUUGGAUGGGUCAUUUCAAAGUAUGAUGUUCCAAAAAGUGUUGACAAAGUGGUAGAUGCAAAUGAAUCACCCAACAGUUUUGCUGAAAAGAGUGUAGUCCACGGAGCCGCCGAAUUAAGGAAGAUUGGAAAGAAUCCUUGUAACGUUGUUGUGCCACCAUCAGACUCUUCUGCUCAACCACAGCAACCAAAGAACAAAGGGUUGAUUUUCUCUUGGCUGAGGAAGAAAAUCAUGAACGAAUUUUCACCGCUAAGGACGACGUCGGAAUCAGAGGAUAUAGGGUUGGCAUCCAUAGAAGCAUUGAAGAAGGAGGUGAUGGCAGCGAAUGAGGACAGAGACGCAGCACUGAUGGAAGUUGCAGAAAUGAAAGCUUCUAUCGGGGAAAUCAGGGGAAAAUUGGAGUACUUGGAGAAAUACUGUGGAGAGCUUAAGCAGGCGUUGAGGCUAGCAAUUCAACCAUCAAAGGAGGACUCACCAGUGAAGCAAAUUAAUAAGAGUCUUCCAAGAAUUGUGGAAGGAGGAAACUCAAUGCCAGUGAGCGAGGAAGUAAUGUUGGAGGGCUUCUUGCAAGUCGUCUCUGAGGCUAGACAAUUGGUUAAGCAGUUCUGCGAAACUCUUAUUUCCCACACAACAACUGUCGAGACUAAUAACGACAAUGAUUCCUUAACGGAUAACUUGAACCUUCUACUCCAACCGUACAGAAUGACCCUCCAUUCAAAGUAUUCAAAGGUUGUUCUAUACCAUUUGGAAGGCAUCAUAAACCAGACCUUGUACGAGGAUUAUGAGAAUUGCUCGUUUUAGAAGAACGGAGCCCCAAAGCAUUUGAGUCCAGAACAAGAACGACACUCGCAAUUCUCAUCGUUUGCGGCAUUAAGGAGCCUUAGUUGGAAUGAAGUGCUAAAAAGGGG
Molecule: messenger RNA, 1858 nt
Organism: Cuscuta campestris
Lineage: Eukaryota; Viridiplantae; Streptophyta; Magnoliopsida; Solanales; Convolvulaceae
Source: the annotation of a GenBank genome assembly